UUAAAAUAAUAAUAAUAAUAAUGAUGAGUUAUUUUCACAUAUCACAAUUGCAACUCCACGCGUCCAAUGGCGUGUGGGGAAACAACUCCAGCUCUUCACCCAGUAGGAUUUAUAGCACACUGCCCACAGACAAACACCAACACCACCAGCCCACCACUCUCUCUCUCUCUCUCUCUCUCUCUCCUCAUGACCCGAUAUCUCUUUCUCUCCCUCCUCCUCUGCCACCUUCUUUGUGCCGCCGGCACAGGCGGCAGGUGGACUCUCCUCCACCAGAGCAUCGGCAUUACCUCCAUGCACAUGCAGCUCCUCUACAACGAUCGCGUGGUCAUGUACGACCGCACCGACUUCGGCAUCUCCAACAUCUCUCUGCCCGGCGGCAAAUGCCGCCAUGACCCCUACGAAGCGGUCGUCAAGGUCGACUGCUCCGCCCACUCCGUCGAGUACGACGUCCCCACCAACACCUUCCGGCCCCUCAUGGUCCAGACGGACGUAUGGUGCUCCUCAGGCGCCCUCGCCCCCGACGGCAGCCUCGUCCAGGCCGGCGGCUUCAACGACGGCGAACGCGUCGUCAGGAUCUUCCAGCCCUGCAAUGACAGCCGUUGCGACUGGCGCGAAAUCCCCGAUGGCCUCGCCGUGAGAAGGUGGUACGCCACCAGCCAAGCUUUGCCGAACGGCACCCAGAUCAUCUUCGGCGGCCGCCGCCAAUUCAACUACGAGUUUUACCCCAAAGCGGCGUCGACGAUCAACGCGUACAGCCUGAGGUUUCUGGUGGAGACUUUCGAGAAAAAGGCAGAAAAUAAUCUCUACCCAUUUGUGUUCCUCAAUGUGGACGGAAAUCUCUUCAUUUUCGCAAACAAUCGGGCCAUUCUGUUCAAUUACAAAAACGGCACCGUCGUGAGGACGUACCCAAUAAUGCCCGGAGGCGACCCGCGGAGCUACCCGAGUACGGGGUCGUCGGCUCUCCUCCCGCUGAAGCUCGUAAAAGGGGGCGGAGCCACCACCGAAGCUGAGGUUCUAAUCUGCGGCGGGGCUCCGAAGGGCGCCUACUUCCAGGCCCAAAAUGGUACUUUCGCACCAGCACUCAACACGUGCGGGAGAAUCAAGAUCACCGACCCAUCACCGAAAUGGGUCAUGGAAACCAUGCCUAUGGCCCGGGUCAUGGGCGACAUGAUCCUUCUCCCCAACGGCGACGUUUUGAUCAUUAAUGGCGCGGCGGCAGGCACCGCCGGGUGGGAAUUCGGCCGCGACCCGGUUCUGAAGCCGGUCAUUUACCGACCCGAUAUCGUCCACGGGUCUCGAUUCGAGGUCCAGAACCCGAGUUGCAUUCCCCGGAUGUACCACUCCUCGGCAGUUCUGGUUCGCGACGGGCGGGUCCUCGUCGGGGGAAGCAACCCUCAUAUUUAUUAUAAUUUCACGGGCGUGCUUUAUCCCACGGAUCUGAGCCUAGAGGCCUUCUCUCCUCCAUAUUUGGAUGCCGGACUUUCGGGUCUGCGCCCGAGAAUAGUUUCGCCCGUUUCUCAGGCCAUAAUCGAGUACGGGCGACCGCUGUCAAUCCAGUUCUGUAUUUCGGGCGGAUUGUCUCAAAAUGGGGUGUCCGUCACGAUGAUUGCGCCGUCCUUUACCACGCACUCGUUUGCCAUGAAUCAGAGGCUGCUGGUGCUCGGAGGGGGGAAGGCGAGGAGCAUGGGGAAUUCGACUUUCAAGGUGCGAGUCGUGACGCCGGGUUCGGGCGAUCUAGCUCCGUCGGGUUAUUAUAUGGUAUACGUGGUCCACCAAGGCGUCCCUAGCGAGGGCAUUUGGGUCCAUAUUCGGUGACAAGGCUGAAGAACAUAUCAUUUAUUUAUUAAUUUGUUUGUUUGUUUCUUGGGAAAGUUUUACACAAUCCGCACGCUGCUCAACUCAGUCGAACAAAAGUUGACUGGGUCUUUCUCUUUUUUUUUCUAGCUAUACAAACACAUUGGAUGAUUAUACGUAUGCAUACAUAUGCGUGUGAAGUAAUCAGGAUGUUCAAUUUAUAGUGAUACAGCUAUUCUUUUUAAUUAUCCUUAACACGAUUGGUGAAAUAGAACUUUUCUUUUCAAUAAUCCUUUUCAUUGAUUG
Messenger RNA from Malania oleifera, 2100 nucleotides. RefSeq names its product aldehyde oxidase GLOX-like. NCBI's taxonomy places the organism in Eukaryota, Viridiplantae, Streptophyta, Magnoliopsida, Santalales, Ximeniaceae. The record is from RefSeq and is a predicted model, not a curated record. The coding region runs from base 67 to 1815 and encodes 582 amino acids. The transcript has a single exon.